Molecule: messenger RNA, 2593 nt
Organism: Astrephomene gubernaculifera
Lineage: Eukaryota; Viridiplantae; Chlorophyta; Chlorophyceae; Chlamydomonadales; Astrephomenaceae
Source: the annotation of a GenBank genome assembly
GGGGAGGGGCGGGGAGACGUGCUGGUGGUGUGGUGGCUCUCAGCCGUGCGGAUGGUGAUCGUGUGGGAGAGGAGGAGGAGGACAUGGAGGAGGGAGAGGAAAGGAGGGAGGCGGCUGUAGCACCGUCUGCAUCAGCGGCGGCGGCUGUGGCGGAAGCGGCGGCGGCGGUUGUCGCAGCGGGAGGGCGGUUGGACGAUCGGAUCCGGGUGCUGGUGGUGGGAUCUGGAUCCAAUGUACGACAGGGUUUGCGGCUGUUGCCAUUGAUACGGGAGUUCGCUCGAGUGGUGCAACGACACUACCCCGGGCGGUUGAGGUCCAUGUACCUGGCUGACAUGCCGCGGGGGCUGCGCAUGGGCCUGGGGGCGGUGCUGAACCUGCUGUCCGUGGAAACCCGGCAGAAGGUCAAGCUGUGCAAGAUCGAGGACCUGCCGGACUGCAUCUCAGGGGAGCUGCUCACGCGGGAGGCCGCACUGCUGCUGCUGCAACGACAUCACCCCCAACACCCCCAUCAGCCUCACCCCCAGCAGCGGCAGCCUCACCGGCUGCUGAGCUUCCUGGGGCCGCCCACGCCGCCGCAGUCCCACCCGGGCCAUGUGAUCAACGAUGACGGCGACAUCGCGGACGCUGGCGGCUGGUCAGAUGCCGCCGGUGGCGCCGGUGCUUCCAGCAGCAGGGCGAGCGGCGCCCCUGCUGCUGGCGGCAUCGCAGGCCGGGCUUGGUGCGCACUUUCCUCCGGGCUGUUCCAUCGCCGCCGGCGACGACAGCAGCAACAAGAACAGCAGCGGCAGCAGCAGCAGCAGCAGCAGCAAUACCGGCCAGUAGCCGCAGACACUGCAGGAUUUGCGCAGGGCCCUGAUGCCGCGGGCUUUACCGCUGCCCGGGCACCUCUCCAUGCUGCUGCUGCUGCCGCUGCUGCUCCUGCGCUGCCUGCUCGGCUGCUGCACGCGGUGCGGCUGUGGGUGGUGCGGGUGGUUGCGGCUGCACUGAUGGCACUCAUGGCAGCCAUGGCCUGCCUCACAUACAAGAGCCUGCUGGCGCGGCCGUAGGGCGGCGGCGGUGGAGGGGGCUGCGGGGGACCCAUGGGUCAUCAGGUGGUGGCGUGCCUAGUGGCCUAAAAUCGCCUGCUGGCGCGGCCGCAGGGCGGUGGCUGUAAGGUCGAGAAGUUGAGACCUUAUGUGUCCUGGGAAGCCGUCAGCCAGCCGGCUUACUAAGUAAGGGUAAUUUGGCGAGAGGCGGUGCGGGAACGAGGUGUGCUAGAAGCGCUGCAUGUACGGUAGCCAGAGCGGGCUUACAGGGGAUCGUGGGGGGUCUGCCUUUGCAGGGGAUCUAAUCCCUUUCCAUAACUGUGUUUGUGUUGCUGUUGUACUGCUGUGGACGUGUGUUGUGUGCUAUUGCAGCCCUGCAGCUCACCUCAGGUGGGCGAGGGCAGGCAGCGGAGCGGGGAAUCAAUACACGUCUUCCCUUGGGACGGACUGCUGCCGCUGCUUAGGCAUUCGGACGGUAUCAGGAAGUGCACGAGGGCAACACCGCUUGCAUGCAGCGUUGCAAGGCAUGUGUGCUGCGUGCCUGCGCACGUGUGCAGUUGCAUGACGGCAUGACGGUUACUCGCGGGGCAACAAACGAAAAACCGCCUGUGGCGUUAUGGGAUGUGUUGUAUCACAUCAUCAUGAGCGGCUGAGUGGCGCAGCUAGGUUGCUAUACAUACACGUAUACAGAGCGCGGUGGAAAGAUGUGUUGGAAGGGGCCUCUACAGACCCAUGGCCCCACGCGCAAUCGAAAUCCGGCGGUCCUUGGAUUGUCGAGUAUGGUUGUUGCGCGCUUUCCAUUAUUAGUUUUCGUUAUGGCACCUGGCGGCCCGUAACUAACAACUCCUCGAGGCACAGGACAUGUGCGCAUUGAGCUGUGGCGUUGCCGGGUUUCCAUGCCUGUACCUUUUAUUGUUCUUAAAGCGACGACGCUCAGGCUGGUUGUGGUUAGGGCUUGUAGGCGAUAGCGAAGAGGGCGUGGAGAAGGCCGGGCCUUGCGGCGUUGUGGAUGACCCCCCCGUGUACAACAGUACUUUUCAGCGGCAAGGCUUGUGGGCAGGGCAAUGAUGAGGUUUCCCGGGCAGGCUAGAGAGAGUGUACGACGCAGGGUUUGGAGUCAACGGAAUAAGGUAGAGCGAGGCGCCCCUGCUUAUUACCUUUUAACUGAGAAGAAACAGCAGCACGAGUGUACGACACAGGUUCGGCAGGUCACAGGUUUUUUUAAAUAGUACAACCGUUUUUUUUCGAUGUGGAUGUUUUAGUGCCAGUGUGUGAGACGGCUCUUAAGAGUAGUUGCUCUUUUGGAUUGUUGGAAAGCUGUGUCCUUCUUGGGCGGGUGGUGAUUGAGGCGGCCACCCAGGGCCGGCUAAGUAGCUGCAUUCGGCGUUGAGGCAUCUGGUGUUGACGCCUUGUAGUGUUGGCUUGCAACACCGAACGGAUGCGCCUCUGCUUGUGGGCUUGACAGCUUGUAACGAUACCCCUGGAGAGGAACACGGAACAGGCACGAGAGGGUGUUGGGUUAAUAUGGACCGCACCUGACCGCAUGUGGAUUUGGUAAUGGUUGGAGG